Messenger RNA from Manis javanica (Malayan pangolin), 1502 nucleotides. RefSeq names its product stabilizer of axonemal microtubules 4 (gene SAXO4). The record is from RefSeq and is a predicted model, not a curated record. Lineage: Eukaryota; Metazoa; Chordata; Mammalia; Pholidota; Manidae. Gene Ontology annotation, molecular function: phosphatase binding.
UCUCUGGAGCAGCUCCUGCCUCCUUCAGCCUCUUGCCCGACCUCAGAGCCACUGCGGAGGGCAGGCCCCCCGGGGCCCUGCCCCACAGCAUUAUAAUGGGGAAGCUCCCGCUGGGGGUUGUCUCCCCUUAUGUGAAGAUGAGUUCAGGGGGCUGCACGGACCCUCUGAAUUUCUAUGCUACCAGCUACUGCACAGCCUACGGUCGGAAGGACUUCCAGCCCCGCGUGGGCAGUCACCAAGGCACGGGCUACAGAUCAAAUUACCGGCCCGUGGUUUCCUACCGAGCCAAUCUUGAUGCCCUGGAGAGCCCAGCCACGGGGGAACAAGUCCAUCACAGUUUCCAGACUGUGACCAGUCAGAGUUACCGCCCCCUGGAGGUGCCUGAUGGCAAAUAUCCGUUGCCCUGGAACAUACACCAGACCAGCUCAGGCUACUGUCGGGAAAAGCCCAGUGCAGCAACUGCCACCAAGGAGGUCAGGAAGGUCCAUUUUGACACCCAGGACUAUGGGCCCCAGGCCAUCACAGGGCUGGAACCCAAGGACAGGCCACCGCUCCACCAGCAGCAGGGCAAGGGCUCAGUGGAGUGGGAGAACGCCCGACACGGCCCGCGCUUCAUGACUUCUGAGUAUAACUCCAAAUACCUCAAGGAGCCUUCAAACCAGCCAGAUCUCCUGCAGAAGAGAUCGAUUGGUGCCAAGGAGGAGACCGGCUUCACAGAAGAAUCUAGCAAGAACCCGAAUGUCUUCCAGCCACCCUCCCAGGCCCUCCCUGGGAACCCGCCUCUCCUCCCCAGCCGGAGUGUCACCAAGGCCGACUUUCUCCCCAUGACCCACCCUCAUGGAGAUGAAUUCCUGCCAGCGCUGGCCAGGGGCUCCGAGCGCGAGACGGCCUUCAGCCGCACCAAUGACAGGACUCUGAACCCCAGAGUCAGUAUGAGCCCAGAACCCAGCAGCAUGAGCCGCUGGCAAUUCCGGCCCCCGCAGAGAGCGCAGCCGACAGAUGUUGCCCCGCUUGGCCGGGAGACUGUGGGGAACAAGGAGCCCACAGGGUUCAGCCUUAACAACCCUAGCUAUGUCCCGAGCCCCUAUGACCCCGACAAGGAUAAUCACUACUUGACCACCUACAACCAAGGGUACUUCGAGAACAUCCCCAGGGGGCUAGACCGUGAAGGCUGGACUCGACAUGGUGUCCAGCCCCAGAAGCUCAGGGGCUACACCCUCAACCAGCCAGUCACAUGCAUGGAAGCCUCCCCCAACCCCACGGAGAGCCUGCGGCGCUUGCACCCCCACGGGGGAAGAACGCCGCUCUCAGCAGACCCCUUCUACGGAGCCACACCUCACAGCAGCCGCUUCACCAUGCCUAGCUGAGCCUGAGGCCUGGGCCUCCUUUGCUGCCCCCACAGGUCUUCCAACAGGACAGGAGCUGGCAACUCUCCCCCGUCCCACCGCAUCCCCACUGGGACUCCCCUGGCUACUUGCCUAAUGAAAUAAAGAGGAGUGAAG